AUGGACCGCAUGCCCGUGAGUUUCUGCGAGCGUCCUCUCGUUCGUAAGAACGCCAAAAUGGAGCCGAUUUCGGCUGCAACGCUGCAGAAGUACAUUCAUCUUCUCUAUACCUACGUCCGAGACGACAUUGCCCUCAAGCUUUCUAAGAAGUUUGGGGUGGUGCUCAGUGGUGGCCGCCACUUCAUCGCCAUCAUGGCGCAUUCAGUGCCUUACACGCCUUCUGGCAUUCUGUUCCUUUGA
Phytophthora nicotianae INRA-310 is the source of this 240-nucleotide messenger RNA. RefSeq lists its product as hypothetical. The record is from RefSeq and is a predicted model, not a curated record. Lineage: Eukaryota; Oomycota; Peronosporomycetes; Peronosporales; Peronosporaceae. The transcript is spliced from 2 exons. The coding region runs from base 1 to 240 and encodes 79 amino acids.